UAACCCAAAAAUUGAGACAUUCAGAAGCUCAUCAAAAAGUACUAAAAUACUGUGUUCAUAUACAUUUAAAUAACUCAGCUGAGCAGAAAAUGAGGUUAAGAGAUGAAAAUAAAUUAUGAAUUAAAAAACUAGGUUUCCUCAAAGGUAAAACAAAUUAGAAAAGAUCUGAAAAGUGCUGACUUUAGAUUAAACGCAGGUCAAAUGAGAAAAAAAAUUUCAGAUGGUGCAUGAAAAUUUGAAGUUCUCAGUAAAGGUUGAUAAGCUGUAGGAGUGAGAAUAAUUAGACCGACAAAAUGUUUUAGAAUGCAUCAAGAUUGCUUUCAGUAUCAACAACCAAGAAAUUCAGGAUGCAUCCUCUCCUGAAGCAGGCAGAGAAGGUUGAAAGCUGGCUUCAAUAUAUUUUUGAACUUGUUAGUAGGAAUGAGAAUUUGACAACAAUCAUAAGUUGUAUAGUAAUAGUUUACCAGAGCGACAAAGUAUGGCGGAGUGGAAUUUUCAGUUUCCCUGGUUUUCUUUUCGCAUGGCCGCUUGCAAACCUUUUUCACUAUUCACUCAAUCAACAGUGUUGCCCAAAUAGUCUCAGGCUUAACUUCACUUUUACGCUUAUUUACACUUUCAUAAUUCUUUCGUCAUCUACAAAUUCUUGGUUGUAUCUGCAAGAACUCUUUUACCACAAGCUGCAAGCAUUCACAAUUGAGGGCCAGCUGUCUCAAAUUAACUAUUAUGAUCCACAUUACUGGAUUCUGCGACUGCAGUUGAUGACUAGCACGUCACCAACAUUUUUCCUCACAGAACAGACAGCAGCAAGAAUAAGCACUGCUGUCAGCACCCUGUUUGCCUUUAUUUUUUUGAUUGGUCUACGUUUCUAUCAUGGCUUGUCAAUAGAGCGAAUUCCUUUUUACGAAGCAACGCCUGAAAGUGUGUUUGAACUGGAAAAUUGUAUGGGUGAUUGCUUGAUAAACAAACGCAGCAUGAAAGUCCGGCAGAAACAUAGAAACAGUCUAACCACCAAUCGAAGCAAAUCAAUGAGAAACAAAAUUUUGACAGUAACAUUAAAAAUGGAUGCCUUCAUGCAAAAUAAGCCCAUCUACAAUGGAAGAUUUAAGAAAAAACUUAUCUGCUGAUUGGAUAGAUCAGAUUUUAAGAUUGGAGCUCAGAAACUGGUUCAGAGUUAGUUUUCUGCACAAAGACUUCCAUGAGCAGAGGACGAUGAUCCGAAAAAACAUGAAUCAGCUUUAAGGUGGUAGAGUUUUCCUCAAAAAUCUCAUAAGGUUAUGCUCGUUUUACAUAGUGCUGCUUCAGGUGGAAAUUAAUUAUGCAAAA
This is a messenger RNA of Bemisia tabaci, 1323 nucleotides long. RefSeq lists its product as uncharacterized. The record is from RefSeq and is a predicted model, not a curated record. Lineage: Eukaryota; Metazoa; Arthropoda; Insecta; Hemiptera; Aleyrodidae.